This is a messenger RNA of Cololabis saira (Pacific saury), 1528 nucleotides long. RefSeq lists its product as uncharacterized. NCBI's taxonomy places the organism in Eukaryota, Metazoa, Chordata, Actinopteri, Beloniformes, Belonidae. The transcript has 6 exons. The record is from RefSeq and is a predicted model, not a curated record. The coding region runs from base 205 to 1392 and encodes 395 amino acids.
GGGGAUGAGCAGAGGGACGACGGCUGAAGCUGAAACACAAGAACACAGUUGAAGUAUUUGUUUUUACUCCGGUGAACAGGCCUGAGGAGCCGGAUUUUGUUCAUCCAGCAGAAAGAUGUUCUGAGAUGUGGGUCUGAUCCAUCAGGCUGGGUCACCAUCUGAACACAUCUGCUUGAGAGCCUCGGGUACACCUCCCUGCUGUCCAUGUCUCGUGUGGACAGCCUGGUCCAUCAGCAUCCACACAUGCAUCAGCAGGACCAGCAGCGAGCCUUCACCUCCACCCUGCACCACCCGUCACCCAUCCUUCCAGCUGCAGUCACGAGAGCUCAGGACAGAAACGUCAACACGCAUCCUCCCAGGGGAUCAGGGGCCUGCUUUUCUGCCCUCCGUCCCCUCCAGAGCACAACCCAGAGGUCCUCCAGACCAGUGAGACACCGGCGGUGGGCUGCACAGCAUGUCUGCAUCGCAUGGAGGAUUUACUACCACAAACAAUUUGAGAAAAUGCAGCAAAAAUCCAAACAUCUUGGUCUGCUGGGUCCAGUACAGCCCAAAGAGUCUCAGCAGCCGUCCUGCAAACACCCAGAUUUAGACUCUCCACGUGGACUCUGGGCAUAUGAAAACAUUGAUGGCAGUUGUGAAACUGGAAACAUGGCAGUAAGUAUAACUCCAAACAGAAGUGGGCCCUCCUACCUUCAUCCAUGUUGUGUGACACCGUUGGAGGGCGUCCCACAACCCGGCAGGCCGCUCUGGGAAGAAAAACCUGUCAAGGAGGAACACACGGGUAGCCAAACUGACACGAGAAAGCACUUACCUCUCAGAGGAAACUCCUGGGAUGCUGAGAUGAUUCCUGAGCUGAAAGGAAGGAGCAGAGGCUCACUGGACAGGAAGAGGCAGCUCGAGAGGGAAAACUUCAUUAAAGUUAAGAGGAUGAAGAAGGAAACUGAAGACAGUUGGUCUGGAUCUUCUGCGACUUUGCACUCCGACUCAUCUUCAGUUACAGCUCUUGCACAUCCAUUCUUACACACCGCACAAGUGCAACACAUUAGCAGCUUGUGUGUUCUGUAUCCCAACGGCUGUAAAUGCCUCAUCUCCUAUCCAGGCACUGAGCUGCAUCCUUAUUCAUGGGAGCCCACAUGGAGCAACAGAGGGGAGUUCUUAGGGACAUUUUGUCCAAGAUCGAACAACUACAUGAACACUUUUAAUGGUUUCUUUCCAGCACCACUUUAUUUGCCCAUUUCCCCGGAGCAGGAAACACUUUACCUCAGAGAAAGGGACAUACUCUGUCACUUUAAUAACCACUGUUAUGACAACUGGAUGUCCUCAGUUGCUCGAUUUAAAAACAAACAUAACAGAACAGCUCCACCCAGGACAACAGUUACUGAUUCAUGGUGAGUCUGUGUAUCAUUUCAGUAGCUUCUCAUUAAGAGCAGGGAGGAAAAAAGAGGAUUCCUUAUGAAGAAUAAUGAUCUUAACAUUUGACACAUGUUGUAAUGAUUCACAUGCUAAACAAGGCACUUCAUUAAACAUA